Messenger RNA from Suricata suricatta (meerkat), 5981 nucleotides. RefSeq names its product kinase non-catalytic C-lobe domain containing 1 (gene KNDC1). The transcript is spliced from 31 exons. Lineage: Eukaryota; Metazoa; Chordata; Mammalia; Carnivora; Herpestidae. Bases 24 to 5240 code for a protein of 1738 amino acids. The record is from RefSeq and is a predicted model, not a curated record. Gene Ontology annotation, molecular function: guanyl-nucleotide exchange factor activity. Gene Ontology annotation, biological process: small GTPase-mediated signal transduction.
GGCGCAGCCGGCGCGCCCGCAAGAUGCAGGCCAUGGACGCGGCCGUGGCAGAUUUGUACGAGCAGGGCGGCACGGAUCUAGCGGGCUACGACUUCGAGCCGCUCCCCACUCUGCCGGAGGACGAGGAGAACGUGUCCCUGGCCGACAUCCUCUCGCUGCGGGACAGCGGCCUCAGCGAGCAGGAAGCGUGGGCCGUGUGCCUGGAGUGCAGCCUGUCCAUGCGGAGCGUCGCCCACGCGGCCAUCUUCCAGACCCUCUGCAUCACGCCCGACACCCUGGCGUUCAACACCAGCGGGAACGUGUGCUUCAUGGAGCAGCUCAGCGAUGACCCCGAGGGUGCCUUUGUUCCCCCGGAGUUCGAUGUGACCGGGAACACCUUUGAGGCUCACAUCUACUCUCUGGGGGCCACGCUGAAGGCGGCCCUCGAGUAUGUGGUGGAGCCCGAGCCCGAGCCCAGGCUGAGCCAAGACCUGGAGGCGCUGCUGAGCCAGAUGCAGGCAGAAGACCCCCGGGAGCGGCCCACCCUCGAGAGCGUCAUAGCGCUGUGCGAGGAGAAGAUGCGCUUCACGUCCUCCUGCCGUCUGUGCCGGAGCCUCUCGGCCAUUGGGAGGAGGGUGCUGUCCAUCGAGUCUUUCGGAGCAUUUCAAGAUGUCAGCGAGAGCUCCUGCAGCGGGCGGCCGGCUGCAGGAGGCACGGGGCCCAGAAAGCAGCCCGGUGGCCGUGCCGCAGACAUGGAGGACCUGGCCCCGCACCCCGCCCACGAAGCCCAUGGCACCCUGGAGCAGCCCGCCGCCCUGCCCUGCAAGCCGCUACUGUCAGCCCCCGUGAGAAACGGAGAGCUGGCCAGCCUGGUCCUGAACACCCAGCGCCCCCUGGGUGACCUGGAGAGGAGCCGCCUGAGGAAAGUGCAGACCUUCUCCAGGCUCCUGCCCGACGGCCCCGAGGCCAGCGCCCUCUGCCUGACGCCGGGCCCCGCCGCAAACCAGCUGCCCACCCCGGAGCUCUCUCCUCCAGACCCCAGGAAGGCUCUUCCGGAAGGGAAGAAUGGCCUUUCCAGCCACAAGACACAGCCCAAGGCCAGACUGUGGCCGGAGCAGGAGCCUGAGAUCCGACGAGGAGGAAUGGGAGGCGCCAGCCGAGGUGGGGACAGGGCGUCCGGGCUGCCAGGCUGGACCCCUGUGGAAGAAAGCCCCCCACGCCGCCCCAAGGACCCUGGAGAUGCAGGCCGAGAGCCCGGGACUUGCAGGCCUGAGGAGGGGAUUCUGGACGGAGCUGGGGAGCCGGCGAGCACAGCCACAGAGCAGGGCAUCUCCCUGCAGGACCUCCUGUGCCAGCUGGGCCGGCCCUUCAAGGAGUACGAGCUCUGGGCUCUGUCCCACGCGUGUCUCAGUGCUCUGCGCACCCACAGCGAGCACCCAGCCUACCUGUGCCUGGACUCCGUGCUGGUGGCCGAGGACGGGGUGGUUCUCUUCGGCCCACCUCCUGCCAAUGGCACUUACGACACGUUUUUUCUGGCUCCUGAGGUUGCAGAGCGAGAGCUGGUGACUGAGAAGGCAUCCGUGUACUGCGUGGCUGCGGUCCUGUGGACAGCAGCCAAGUUCAGCGUUCCCCGAGACCACAAGCUGGCCCUGCCGCGCAGGCUCAAGAUGCUCCUCUUGGACAUGGCCAGACGCAGCGCCCAGGAGCGGCCGUGCGCAGCUGAGGCCAUCAAGGUAUGCGGCGCUUACCUUCUUCAGCGAGGCAUGGACAGCAGGAAGAUCUUAGCCCACCUGAGGGCGUCGACCUGUAAGGUUGACCAGGAGGAAGAGACCAUCGGCCUCCAGAACGGUCUCUCGGUAGUGGAACUGAACCCCAGUGCGAUGCCCACUCCCGGGCCCAGCUCAGGCUUUGUGCAGGUCGGCAGGGACACCAGGCUGGUGGCAGUACAGGGGCCCGUGCCCACUCAGCCCUCCUGCCGCAAAGGGGCCGCGUCGCUGCCUGCCGCCUUCACUUCGGCAGCCACACACUUCAAGCCCAUUGUUCUGGCCCCAUAUGCUGGUGACCCCAGGGACAGGGAGGGCAAUGAGAAGCAGGCCCCCGAGGCCCAUGGAGCAGCCUCCAGCCAGAAGAUUCCUGAUCAGCCGGUCCCCGGUGCCGGACCACAGGGAGCAGCCCCAGAGCCCCUCAGAGAGUCUGUGCCGAGAGACGUGGGCCAGGGGAGCCCCUGCACCCCGCCCCCUGCCCCGGCCAGCCCUCCGGAGCGGGCUUCACCAGCGAUGCCCGCAUCUUCUACCGCUCUCCCACCCCUGAAGGCACAGGUGCCUCCCGAGGAGCAAAGGCCAGACGGAGUAGCCCUGCCUGGAGCCUCUUCUGGGGGCCUCGGGCCUCAGCCCCCAGGGUCCAGUGCAUCCCGCCAUGACCCGGGUCACCCAGCCAAGCUGCCCAGGAGCAAGGCCACUGAGGGCCCAGGCCAGGAGCCCGGGAGUCCCCUGUCAGCCCCGAGGGACCCCUCCCUGACCAAGGCGAGUCCAGACAGCCCCAAGGGCACCUCGGUCCCAAAGGAGGAUGACCAGGCCCCAGACAGUCACCGUGAGCGGCCCCUGCCAGCAGACCACAAGCUCUGUCCGCCCAGUGUGGACGCCUCACCCCUCCCGAAGAGGACGGCCUGUCCGUCGCUGCAGGAGGCCAUGCGCCUCAUCCAGGAGGAGUUUGCCUUUGACGGCUACCUGGACAACGGGCUGGAAGCUCUGAUCAUGGGGGAAUAUAUUUACGCCCUGAAAGACCUCACCUACGCCACGUUCUGUGGGGCCAUAUCGGAGAAGUUCUGUGACCUGUACUGGGGGGAGAAGCUGCUGUCCAAUCUCUUCCAAGUGGUGAACAGGAGGACGUCGCCCUCGGGAAAUGUCUCAGGGGAGGCCGAGGCACAGCCCCAGGCUGGCGGGACCAGUGCUCCAAGCAGCUGCUCGCUGUCCAGCAAAAGGCCGUCACUGCACGGGGCAGGGAAGGAGAAGCGGGCGCCCUGCCCACCCCCGUCGCUGUCCGACGUGGACGCCGACGAGCUCUCAAGGGGUAACCUCGAGGUGGGAUUCCGGCCCCAGAAGUCGGUCGAAGCCGAGCGGGAACAGCAGCCGGAGGCCGGAGAGCACGGCCAGCAGGGUGGGGGUCCCGAGGCAGUGGCCCGGCUGCCCCGGCCCAAGGAAGGUGGCCUGGCCGGGAGCCUGGGCCCGGCGGAGCUCCAGAGCUGCAGCCCCGGCUGGUGCAGCGCCUUCUACGAGGCCGACUGCUUCGGCGCCGACGUCCACAGCUACGUGCAGGAGCUGGCGAGGCAGAAAGCCGGCGGGGCCGCCGACGCCCAGAGCCCGACCUCUCUCCUGGAACCUGAAUGCCGCCAGGAGCUGGAGCAGCAGCUCAUGAUAGAGAAAAGAAACUACCGGAAGACUCUGAAGUUCUAUCAGAAGCUCUUACAGAAGGAGAAGCGAAAUAAAGGCUCCGAGGUGAAGACCAUGUUGUCCAAACUGAAGGGGCAGCUGGAAGAAAUGAAGUGCAAGGUGCAGUUCCUGGGACUGGUCAAGAAGUAUCUGCAGGUCAUGUACGCCGAGCGGUGGGGCCUGGAGCCCUGCGCCCUGCCCGUGAUCGUGAAUAUCUCAGCGGCCCACUGCGACACGCUGGACUUCAGCCCCCUGGACGAGUCCUCCUCCCUCAUCUUCUACAACGUCAGCAAACACCCUCGCGGCGGCAGGCAGAGGAAGGCCCGCGUCCUGCAGGCCGGCACGCCCCUGGGGCUCAUGGCCUACCUCUACUCCAGCGAUGCCUUCCUGGAGGGCUACGUGCAGCAGUUCCUCUACACCUUCCGCUACUUCUGCACGCCCCACGACUUCCUGCACUUCCUGCUGGACCGCAUCAACAGCACCCUGUCCAGGGCUCACCAGGACCCCACCUCGACCUUCACCAAGAUCUACAAGCGGAGCUUCUGCCUCCUGCAGGCCUGGCUGGAAGACUGCUACGCCGUGGACUUCACGCGGAACUCCGGGCUCCUGGGCAGGCUGGAGGACUUCAUCUCCUCCAAGAUCCUGCCCCUGGACGGCUCUGCAGAGCACCUGCUGGGCCUCCUGGAGGUGGGCACUGACCGGCGGGCCGAGGGCACCUCGCGUGGCACAGACCUAGAGGACCCCAAGGAGGCAGAGGAGGACACCAAGCCUCUCAACGCCCUCUGUAAGAGGCUCUCAGAAGACGGCAUCUCCCGGAAGAGCUUCCCCUGGAGGCUGUCCCGGGUCAACGGGCUGGCGCUGCCCCACCACAAGGAGCGCCAGUACACCAUCGCGUCCGCCCUGCCCAAGCCCUGCUUCUUCGAGGACUUCUACGGCCCCUACGCCAAGGCCAACGAGAAGGGGCCCUACUUCCUGACGGAGUACAGCACCCACCAGCUGUUCUCCCAGCUGACCCUGCUGCAGCAGGAAUUGUUUCAGAAGUGCCAUCCCGUCCACUUCUUAAACUCCCGGGCCCUGGGCGUCAUGGACAAAAGUGUGGCCAUCCCCAAGCCCAGCUCCUCCGAGUCCCUGUCGGCCAAAACCUGCAGCUUAUUUCUGCCCAAUUACGUCCAGGACAAGUACCUCCUGCAGCUCUUACGAAGUGCGGACGACGUCAGCACCUGGGUGGCCGCGGAAAUCGUGACCAGCCACACCUCCAAGUUGCAGGUGAACUUACUGUCCAAAUUUUUGCUGAUUGCGAAGUCUUGCUAUGAGCAAAGGAACUUUGCGACAGCCAUGCAGAUCCUGGGCGGCCUGGAGCACCUCGCAGUGAGGCAGUCCCCUGCCUGGAGAAUUCUUCCUGCAAAGAUAGCAGAAGUCAUGGAAGAGCUGAAAGCCGUGGAGGUCUUCCUGAAGAGCGACAGCCUGUGUCUGAUGGAAGGGCGGCGCUUCCGGGCCCAGCCCACCCUGCCCUCGGCGCGCCUUCUGGCCAUGCACAUCCAGCAGCUGGAGACGGGGGGCUUCACCAUGACCAACGGGGCCCACAGGUGGAGCAAGCUCAGAAACAUCGCCAAGGUGGUGAGCCAGGUGCACGCCUUCCAGGAGAACCCCUACACGUUCGCCCCCGACCGCAAGCUGCAGUCCUGCCUCAAGCAGAGGAUCGCCCGCUUCAGCGGGGCCGACAUCGCCCUGCUGGCCGCGGACAGCAGGGCCCCCUCCCACCAGAUCUCCAGCGAAAAGCACUCCCGCAAGAUCCAGGACAAGUUACGGAGAAUGAAGGCCACGUUCCAGUAGCAGCGGGACGGCGGACCUGACGUGAAUGCCGAACCGAGGGCAGAACUGGGGUAGAAAAGAGCCACCGCCUGCUGUCCUCGGCCCAGGGAGUCCGUGCAGUCCUGUGCCCCCGUGCAGGGCUCAGCCAGGGCGUCGGGGCGCAUGCCCGGGGGGCUCUGGGGGUGGAGGUUCAAGGGCCUUGCCAAGAGGGAGAGGACGGGGCUCUGGUGGAGGUCGGGGUGUUUCUGCUAGUUUAAACUAUAUUUAAAAAUUUACACAAAAAUAGAGUAAGUAAACUCCCCAGGAGCCACAUACCCAUUUAUACUUCUUAGAGAUAAACGGCUCUCCACCAACUCUCCAGGGGUCCCGUCCCCCCAAAGCCCCACACCCACCCACUCGGACUCAGAGCAUUGUUUUCCUGAGUCUGGCUUAUGCCCAGCAACCAAGGACCAAACUGACCUCUGACCCCAUGCCAACCACAGGCUCCAGGGGUGUCUGAAACCUUCCCCUAGGGCCCUCAGGCUUCCUCCCCAGCAGCCCAAGCCCCAGCCUGGGUCCACACUCCUACCCCAGACCUCCCCCCACCCCCCAUGUUCCCCUUCCCCAACCCUAGACCUCCUGCCGCCCCCAAACUCCCCCUCCUGACCCCAGACCUCCCCCCACCCCCCAACAUCCCUGUCCUUUUCACUCAGACCUCUCUCAGAUCUCCUCCCACAUCCCAGAUGUCCCCCCUCACCCAGACCUCUCUCCCCCCACCCCAGA